UACUUCUAUUGAGACAGCCUAGCGAUAAACAAAUCUUACUCCAGAAAAAUGCCACGUCUUGAGCAACCACCACCCGAGGACUUCCGUCGGAUACUCCGCGAGAAAGCCUUGAGCCACAGUUUGUUCUACCUGAAGCUCGGCGCCGGAGUGCCGCCGGGGCAGGCGCGCAACACGCCUACGGAGUUGCAACUAGCGCGGCGAGCGAGUGACAGUACGGGCAUGCGCGCGCCGACGACCGCGCGCGUCUCUCGACACGCGCAGCCGCGCGUCUCCGAGCUGUUGCGACGAUUCGAGCCAGGACCUAUGCAGUACCUGCGCAUCCCGCGCGCGUCCAGUCCUUGCGAAGACAUCAGUUCCUCAGAUGACGACGACAGAGCCGCUGUCAGGCGUCGGAGCCGCGAUUUGAGUGACGAUUCCGCCGUGGAACUGGAGCCGAGACGAAGGCAUUCGCACCCUCGCGAUAUCACCCCUCCGCCGGACGCAAUGUCGCCCAGACGGGAGAGGACUCUUAUUGAAGCUAGCGUGGUCGAACUGGGGCGAAGGGGUAGCGAAGGGUGCGAGACGAGAGGCCGGUGUGUGAGGACUCCCAGCGUCGUUGUUAGUGACUAUUCCGAUGGUAUAGCCGUUGGUGCGACGGAGGAAGAAGUGAACUGGCUGAGGUCGAGAUCUCUUUCGGCGGAUUCAGCCUGCUCGUCAUGUUCUACGUUGUCGAGUCGCGACGAGGACGAGUUCGAGUCUCCAACGCUGCCAAAAAAGAUACUAAACGCUGAUUGAGGGCAUUGACUCCUGAGCGACCUUCUGCUGCUGGAACCGGGAUCAUCUAGAAACAUUGGACAUCUCAGUAGAUAGUAAUAUAUAACAGGCUUGGACAUCUUAGUAAUCAGUAACUUUCGUUAUGAUAUUGUACAGGGACGUAGCUUCCGCCGUGUUUUCUGUGUCAAUUAAUAGUGGCCCCCACGGAUAUAAGGGACUAAUGCACUUGUAUUAUUUAUUUAAAAGUAUGGGCUUAAUUUUUAUUUCAUAUUACAAACUAUUUUAUUACUUUCUAAUAAUUAGUUGUACAUAUUCCGGCGUUUAAUAAUUUGUUACUUUUUGUUUUCUUUUUUUAUUUAAUGUUGAAUAAAAUAUCGAAUGGUUUUAGAAUUAGAUAAAAUCUUGAAACGGGGCUUGUUACAGAUUAGCUACGCCACUGAUACUUAUAAUAAAAUAAAGAAAGAUUGGACUUUUAA
Melitaea cinxia (Glanville fritillary) is the source of this 1229-nucleotide messenger RNA. RefSeq lists its product as uncharacterized. Bases 49 to 774 code for a protein of 241 amino acids. The transcript has 3 exons. Lineage: Eukaryota; Metazoa; Arthropoda; Insecta; Lepidoptera; Nymphalidae. The record is from RefSeq and is a predicted model, not a curated record.